CUUCUCUUUCUCACUUCUUCCACUUCCCCAUCUCAGUUUAAGUUUGAUUCUUAACACCAUUUCGUUUUAGUUCUGCGAUUUCUGUUGUUGUAUUGAGAUUUCUCUCAGCUCUGCUCACUCCUCAUUGUCUUCUUCAUCUUUGAUAUGUUUUUUUUUUUUUUUUUUUUAAUUUCAUGGAAUAAUGUUGUUUCUUCUCCGUUUCAUACUGUUAUAUAAGUGCAGAGGCGAUGAUAACUGAGUUUUCCUGUUGUUUUUUUUUUUUUUUUUUUAAUUUCAUGGAAUAAUGUUGUUUCUUCUCCGUUUCAUACUGUUAUAUAAGUGCAGAGGCGAUGAUAACUGAGUUUUCCUGUUGUUUUUUUUUUUUUUUUUUUAAUUUCAUGGAAUAAUGUUGUUUCUUCUCCGUUUCAUACUGUUAUAUAAGUGCAGAGGCGAUGAUAACUGAGUUUUCCUGUUGUUUUUUUUUUUUUUUUUUUAAUUUCAUGGAAUAAUGUUGUUUCUUCUCCGUUUCAUACUGUUAUAUAAGUGCAGAGGCGAUGAUAACUGAGUUUUCCUGUUGUUUUUUUUUUUUUUUUUUUAAUUUCAUGGAAUAAUGUUGUUUCUUCUCCGUUUCAUACUGUUAUAUAAGUGCAGAGGCGAUGAUAACUGAGUUUUCCUGUUGUUUUUUUUUUUUUUUUUUUAAUUUCAUGGAAUAAUGUUGUUUCUUCUCCGUUUCAUACUGUUAUAUAAGUGCAGAGGCGAUGAUAACUGAGUUUUCCUGUUGUUUUUUUUUUUUUUUUUUUAAUUUCAUGGAAUAAUGUUGUUUCUUCUCCGUUUCAUACUGUUAUAUAAGUGCAGAGGCGAUGAUAACUGAGUUUUCCUGUUGUUUUUUUUUUUUUUUUUUUAAUUUCAUGGAAUAAUGUUGUUUCUUCUCCGUUUCAUACUGUUAUAUAAGUGCAGAGGCGAUGAUAACUGAGUUUUCCUGUUGUUUUUUUUUUUUUUUUUUUAAUUUCAUGGAAUAAUGUUGUUUCUUCUCCGUUUCAUACUGUUAUAUAAGUGCAGAGGCGAUGAUAACUGAGUUUUCCUGUUGUUUUUUUUUUUUUUUUUUUAAUUUCAUGGAAUAAUGUUGUUUCUUCUCCGUUUCAUACUGUUAUAUAAGUGCAGAGGCGAUGAUAACUGAGUUUUCCUGUUGUUUUUUUUUUUUUUUUUUUAAUUUCAUGGAAUAAUGUUGUUUCUUCUCCGUUUCAUACUGUUAUAUAAGUGCAGAGGCGAUGAUAACUGAGUUUUCCUGUUGUUUUUUUUUUUUUGCUUAUGGUUCGUGUUCGAUUAAUUUGGGUUCUUUGGAGAUGGAACUUACACAAACCCUUAUUUGUAGAACCCUAAUAAAACUUAGGUUUUCGCUUUGCUUUGAACUUAUGAUUGGGGAUCUCUGUUAUUUUAAUUUGUCCCUGUGAACAGAAAUGGGAAAAAAAAAAUCAAAAUCUGUAUGUAUAAUUAUGUCAUUGACAUGAAUUUGGUGCGUUCCCCUAUCAAAAUGAAGUGAAAAUUUUAAAACGUUUAAGGGUAGAUUGAAACUAACCGUACAUUAGAGCCAUUCUAUGUACUUUAACCUUUUAAUUGAUACCAAUUGGAAACAUUUUGUUACCCAUCCUGAUGUCUUGUCAUCCCUUUUCUGUAAGCCUUCUUCAUUAUUAUUAAAGGAUGGCUUGCUGGUUUUUCCCAACAUUUUUCUGAGUUGAUUUGCUCUAUCUUUUUCGUUUAUUUGAAUAUUUCCCCUAUUAUUGAUUUUUGAUAUGGUGAACUGUUUUUGUAAUUGCUUUGAGAUUUCAAAUAAUGAAGUUUUCUCUAUACUGAAAAGUGUUCUGUUUUUAAGAAAUUUUGUUCCAGUUAAUUCUUGUAUGAUGCCAUUGAAAUUCUUUCUUUUCUAACAUGUAUUCGUGUGUAUAUAUCUGUGUGUGCAUUUUCAUAUCUAAAUCUUUGUUCAUUGUAGGUGAUAAUGCCAAAAUUAAGACGUAUACGGUGGAUUUUUUGUGAUAUCGAUGAUAGUCACCUUUGUUCAUAAAAAGUUCUGUGAUUAUUCUCACACUGGCUUAUAUGAAUCAAAUGAGCAAAAAGACCGUCCUCUCGAAAAUCAUCGUUAGAGCUUGUUGUGAGUUCAUGGAGGUUAGGAAGAUUCAUGGCUGUUUAUUUAAAUUGGGGUUGGAGUUGGAUAUGUUUGUUAGUAGUGCACUUGUCAAUACUUACUUGAAGUUCGACUUAAUGGAGGACGCCAAGAAAGUAUUUAAAGAGUUACCCGAGAGAGAUGUUGUGCUUUGGAAUGCAAUGAUCAAUGGCUGCGCCAAAAUUGGUCACCUGAACAAAGCGGUAGUGGUUUUUAAGAAAAUGGGGGAAGAAGGGAUUUCACCUUGUAGAUUUACAAUUACUGGCAUUUUAUCUAUUUUUUCUUUAAUGGGAGACAUUAACAAUGGGAGAGCAAUUCAUGGAAUUGUAACAAAAAUGGGUUAUAGUUCAUGUGUUGCAGUUUCAAAUGCGCUAAUUGAUAUGUAUGGGAAAUGCAAGCAUAUUGAAGACGCUUUAGUAAUUUUUGAGAUGAUAAAUGAGAAGGAUUUAUUUUCAUGGAAUUCAAUUAUAUCUGCUCAUGAACAAUGUGUUGAUCAUGAUGGUACCUUGAGAUUUUUUGACAAAAUGUUAGCUUCUAGGGUUCUACCUGAUGUGAUUACUAUCACUGCUGUACUUCCUGCUUGUUCUUACUUUGCUGCUCUCAUGCAUGGAAGAGAAAUUCAUGGAUAUAUGACUGUUAAUGGAUUGGGAAAAAAUGAAGACGGUGAUGAUGUAUUAUUAAACAAUGCUGUUAUGGACAUGUAUGCAAAGUGUGGAUGCUUGAAAAAUGCCCACAGAGUUUUUGAUCGAACGAGCAAUAAGGAUGUGGCGUCGUGGAACAUCAUGAUUAUGGGUUAUGCAACGCAUGGAUAUGGUCAAGAAGCAUUGGAUAUGUUUCAUCAUAUGUGUGAGGCUCAAAUUAAGCCAGAUGCUAUCACAUUUGUUGGAGUUUUAUCUGCAUGUAGUCAUGCGGGCUUUCUACGUCAGGGGCGCUCGUUCUUAGCUCGAAUGGAACUUGAAUUUGGUGUGGUUCCAACUAUCGAGCAUUAUACAUGUAUAAUUGACAUGCUCGGUCGAGCUGGACAUCUGGGGGAAGCUUAUGAACUGGCUGAAAGAAUACCUCUUCAAGACAACCUUGUUUUGUGGAUGGCAUUGUUGGGAGCAUGUCGACUUCAUGGGAAUGCAGAUUUGGGAAAAGUUGUUGGAGAAAAGAUAAUGCGACUUGAACCUAAGCAUUGUGGCAGUGGUAGUUAUGUAUUGAUGUCUAGUAUGUACGGAGUCGUAGGUCGAUAUGAAGAAGCAUUGCAGGUUAGACGAACGAUGAAGGAACAAAAUGUUAAGAAGACACCGGGUUGUAGCUGGAUUGAACUCAAGGACGGGCUGUAUGUUUUUAGCAUGGGAGACAGGACACAUCCUGAACUAAAUGCAUUGAUUCAUUGCCUUUGUGGCAUUGGAUACCUUCAUGAUGAAGUUAUGCAUUCGUCUUAAGAUAUGGUAGCAUUUGCAAUUGAAUUGAUCUACCACACUUGCUUACAGCAGUCACUCUCGCAGCAAGGAAGAAUGAUUGGCUAUGGCCUUUGGAUCCAUCGUGCACUUUUUAAGGUUUGUUCUCUCCGUUGCAAGCAUACCAGUAUCAAUAGGGUUGUUACAUCUCCUCCACAAAGUAGAAUGAAACAUUCUUUAUAAGGGUAUGAAAAUCUCUCCCUACUAGAGGGUAAGCUCCGAAGGAAAAGCACAAAGAGGACAAUAUCCGCUAGCGGUAAGUCGGGGCGGUUACAAAAAUAUCCAAAUAAGAUAUAAGAUUUUCCUAUGGGGCCAAUUUGGAAUUACUUUCUAACUUAAGCGAAAAGUCACCCCAAACCGUCCUUCGCCAUAGAGGCACAAUAAGAACGAGUCGGUCCAAAAACGAUGCAAUUUCUCUAAUGAGUUUCUCUAGUCAAAUCAAUGGCUCUCCCAGGUGAUAGGAAGUCCUAAUUGGGAACCUUCUUUUGGCCGGCCAUCCUUUGAAGAACGGCUGCAGCUUAUUAGAACAGUUAUUUUGGUUGAUCAAGAUUGAAAGAACAACCACUUCUUCAGCUACGCGUCCACAAGUUUUGAUGAACAUGGAUUCGAUUCCUACAAUUAUUCUGUUUUUGGUUUAAAUUUUGUUCCCCACUUACCAAUUAUUGUCUCAAUGAUCUUGAAGAAGCUUUUUUCUGGUCUCUUUUCACAGAAUCUCUUGUAUAUUUUUUUAAUAUUGCAUAACAUCAAUAAAAUAUU
Messenger RNA from Cucurbita moschata (crookneck pumpkin), 4335 nucleotides. RefSeq names its product pentatricopeptide repeat-containing protein At3g14730-like. The transcript is spliced from 2 exons. Gene Ontology annotation, molecular function: RNA binding; protein binding. The record is from RefSeq and is a predicted model, not a curated record. Gene Ontology annotation, biological process: RNA modification. The coding region runs from base 2071 to 3564 and encodes 497 amino acids. Lineage: Eukaryota; Viridiplantae; Streptophyta; Magnoliopsida; Cucurbitales; Cucurbitaceae.